Molecule: messenger RNA, 2831 nt
Organism: Silurus meridionalis
Lineage: Eukaryota; Metazoa; Chordata; Actinopteri; Siluriformes; Siluridae
Gene: mtnr1ab
Product: melatonin receptor 1A b
Exons: 2
Coding region: 307-1392 (361 amino acids)
Biological process (GO): G protein-coupled receptor signaling pathway
Cellular component (GO): membrane
Molecular function (GO): melatonin receptor activity
Source: RefSeq, a predicted model, not a curated record
CACAACAAAAAAGGAAAGUAAUGGAAAUGUUCUUUUCUCUUCCACGGCGGGGCAGCGUUUCUACACAUUAACGAGUCCUGGCGUUAAGAGAGAAUUGAACUCCGCCGCCCGAUUUAUCAACUGUGAUUUCGCUCCAAAGCUAUAAAAGUGCGUGCGCACGUGCUGCCUCUCGAGCGAUGCACAACACGCAAGGAGGUUUACUGCUGCUCUAUUUCAUGACUGUUAUCCUUCUUUUUUUUUUAAAAAAAACAACCCAAACUACUGACUCUUCGAAAAGUUUUGCAAUGACGUCCACACCUGUGAGUGAUGCUGAGGACUGAAAAGUGGGGAUUUAAAAUGAACACAAAUGGCAGCAUAUUGACGAACGUUUCCUCGCUGCCCCCUCACGAGCUCUCACUCAGCCGUCCUGCGUGGCUCUCUAGCACUCUGGGGAGCGUGCUCAUCUUCACCAUCGUGGUCGACAUACUUGGCAACCUGCUCGUUAUUUUCUCCGUGUACAGGAAUAAGAAGCUCAGAAACGCAGGGAAUAUCUUUGUGGUGAGCCUGGCAGUAGCAGACCUAGUGGUGGCAGUUUAUCCCUACCCACUGGUGCUGAUGUCUAUUUUCAACAAUGGAUGGAACAUGGGAUUCUUACAUUGCCAAAUCAGUGGCUUUCUGAUGGGACUAAGUGUCAUUGGGUCAAUAUUUAACAUUACUGGCAUUGCUUUGAACCGGUACUGCUACAUUUGUCACAGCCUCAAGUAUGACAAGCUCUACAGUGACAAAAACUCAGUGUGCUAUGUCAUCCUAAUCUGGAUCCUGACUGUUGUUGCUAUAGUGCCGAACUUCUUCGUGGGCUCGCUGCAGUAUGACCAGCGGGUGUACUCGUGCACAUUUGCACAGUCAGCCAGUUCGGCCUAUACCAUCGCCGUGGUCUUUUUCCACUUCAUUCUUCCCAUACUGGUGGUCACCUAUUGCUAUUUGAGGAUCUGGAUUCUGGUCAUCCAGGUGCGAAGACGCGUCAAGCCUGAGUUCCGAACCAAGCUUACACCACAUACAGUGAGAAAUUUUGUCACCAUGUUUGUGGUGUUUGUGCUUUUUGCUAUCUGUUGGGCUCCGCUAAACUUUAUCGGCCUGGCUGUUGCUGUGAACCCUGAACGGGUGGCACCUCUCAUCCCAGAGUGGCUUUUUGUGUUCAGUUAUUUCAUGGCUUACUUUAACAGCUGCCUAAAUGCUAUUGUCUAUGGACUACUCAAUCAAAACUUUAGACAAGAGUACAAAAAAAUAAUUAUCUCAUUUUGCACUGCUAGAAUGUUCUACCCAGACAGCUCUAAUGAUGCUGCAGACAGGAUAAAAAUUAAGCCAUCUGCUUUAAUGUCAAACAACAACCAAGAGAAAGUAGAAUCAGUGUAAACACAAAGAGUGAGCAACAAAUACUCCAAAUACACAUCUGGAAACCUUGGAACUGUAAAUGGUAUUAUGUAGUAAAGUAAAUACAGUAUAAACAAUGUAUUUAAACACACUUGUUGUGUAGAUUAUACUUUCUUACAUCUUUGUUUCAAAAUGGGAAAAGACCUAUUUUUUUAUCAUGACAAUUUUAGUUGACAUUCUGAAGUCAGUUUCAGUAGGUGCACAAAUGUUUUCUCAGAGUAAAAAAAAAAAGAAGAGUAUUAGAUUUUACAUACAGUUUUAUUUAAAUAAUUAUUUUAUCUUAAAAGAAGUUGUCUAUGGCACAUGAAAAAGACUUGAAGCUUACCAAAUGAUUGUUAGAAUGGUUUUUUUUUAACAUACCAUAGUUAGCAAGGUUGUUAAUUAGCUGUUAACAAAUAUAUAGUAUUUUAACCCCUUUUAUAGAUUGGUGAACAAACUCAAACUAGCAGUAAUUUCACCAACUGUAAAGAAAUGUUGCCUUUAUGUUUUUUUAUAGUUUAACAUUGUUUUUUUAGUCUGUUUUAAAUUUCCUGUAAAUGAAUAAAAUAUUUUAAAUAAACUAAAGUUUGACAGGAAGAUAAAAUAAAAGUGCUGGAAAUUUUUAUCAUGGAAGACUGAAAAGGUAAAGCAGUAUUUUCAGGUCAUAUGGGGAAUCUUUAUGAUCACUAUAAAUUGGUGAUAACAAUCUGUUUCUAUUUGUGCAUGCUUAAAGUUCUGUGUUCAAAACACCAUUAUUGUGUCACUUCGCAGUCAGAAGUUAUACAUGCUUUAAGUUAUAAAUUACUUUAUUGUUCAUCAUAAACCAACAUGACUGAACAUAUGUUUUUGUUGUAUUUGUUCUGGUAAAUGUGUAAAUUGAAAUUCAAUGUACAGCUGCCUUUGAACAAGGCCAAACAGGGUAUUUAUUUUCAUAUCAUUAGCACAAUUAGAUUAUGUUGAAAUGCAACUGUGAAUGUAAUAUUCUAAUUAUAAUCGACUGAAUUUAUGAUAGAAUAUGUUUGUUAUGUUGUCAUAUUCUUGUAUAUUGCUAUACAGCCUUGCUUUUAUUCAUCCAAGUCUAUUUUGUAAAAAACAAAUCAAAUGGAUUAGAUCACCUGAGCAGAACCGGAUUUCUGGGCUGAAUGAUGUGUUCUACAGAUGUUUCUAUCACAAUGAUGUCUCCUGUAGGUUGCCUUGAAAUGAAAAAUCAGUUUGCCGGAUAUCUGUCAGCAGUAGAAUCAGAUGUUGAGCUAGGCUUUUAUCCAUGCACGAUUCUUUCAUAGAAUGAUUCAUCCUGUGCAUCCUGGCCAUACAGCAAGUACAAUCCCUGAGCUAUUUUUAAGUGCAAGUUGCUGUGUCCAUGCCCACAGAUGGUUGUUUCUAUGCUUAGAGCUGAAUGUGUCUGUAUAUCUGUGGAAGCUGAAGUAAAAGCAUUUUGUGUU